This is a messenger RNA of Rhincodon typus (whale shark), 2559 nucleotides long. RefSeq names its product solute carrier family 4 member 10b (gene slc4a10b). The coding region runs from base 1 to 2559 and encodes 852 amino acids. The transcript is spliced from 19 exons. Gene Ontology annotation, molecular function: solute:inorganic anion antiporter activity; sodium:bicarbonate symporter activity; monoatomic anion transmembrane transporter activity. The record is from RefSeq and is a predicted model, not a curated record. Gene Ontology annotation, cellular component: plasma membrane; basolateral plasma membrane. Lineage: Eukaryota; Metazoa; Chordata; Chondrichthyes; Orectolobiformes; Rhincodontidae. Gene Ontology annotation, biological process: bicarbonate transport; regulation of intracellular pH; transmembrane transport.
AUGAUCUCACCACAGUCUGCACCUGCUAAUUUGGAAGGCAAAACUGAUGUCAGCCGAGAGAACAGUACAGUGGACUUUAGCAAGGUGGAUAUGCAUUUUAUGAAAAAGAUUCCUGCGGGUGCAGAGGCUUCAAAUAUUUUAGUUGGCGAACUUGAAUUUUUGGAUCGAUCAAUAGUAGCAUUUGUCCGUUUGUCUCCUGCUGUUGUUCUCUCAGGAGUUGCUGAAGUUCCUAUUCCAACACGAUUUUUGUUUAUUCUCUUGGGGCCUCUUGGUAAAGGUCCACAAUAUCAUGAAAUUGGCAGGUCGAUUGCAACCCUGAUGACUGAUGAGGUAUUUCAUGAUGUUGCAUAUAAAGCAAAAGAUCGUAAUGACUUAGUUGCUGGUGUGGAUGAAUUUCUUGAUCAAGUGACUGUUUUGCCCCCGGGGGAGUGGGACCCAUCAAUCCGAAUAGAACCACCAAAAAGUGUACCUUCCCAGGAGAAAAGAAAAAUUCCAGGGAUUCCAAAUGGAACCACAGCUCAUGGGGAUUCUGACCCAUUUGAAAUGCACAGUGGACCUGAGCUACAGAGAACAGGAAGGAUAUUUGGUGGAUUAUGUGAAGACAUCAAAAGAAAAAUUCCAUAUUUCUGGAGUGAUUUUAGAGAUGCAAUCAACUUACAAUGUGUAGCAUCCUUCCUGUUCCUGUACUGUGCCUGUAUGUCUCCUGUUAUCACAUUCGGUGGUUUACUGGGAGAAGCUACAGAAGGUUGCAUAAGUGCAAUUGAGUCUCUGUUUGGAGCAUCUAUGACAGGCAUAGCAUAUUCACUGUUUGCAGGGCAACCACUAACGAUCCUAGGAAGCACAGGACCAGUCUUGGUGUUUGAAAAGAUCCUGUUUAAAUUUUGCAAAGAUUAUGGCUUAUCCUACCUUUCUCUGAGAACCUGUAUUGGACUUUGGACAGCUUUUCUUUGCUUAGUUCUUGUUGCUACAGAUGCAAGUUCAUUGGUCUGUUACAUCACCCGCUUCACAGAGGAAGCAUUUGCUUCCCUCAUUUGCAUAAUAUUCAUCUAUGAGGCAUUAGAAAAGCUGUAUCACCUUGGAGAGACAUACCCUAUCAAUAUGUAUAAUCAUUUGGAACAGUUGACCCACUAUUCAUGCAUUUGUGUAGAACCACAAAACUUGAACAAUAAAACUUUGCAGUACUGGAAUAGCCUCAAUAUCACAGCAGCAGAAAUUCCAUGGGGAAAUAUGACACUGUCUGAAUGCAUAAAAUUUCAUGGAAGGUUUCUUGGCACAGCUUGUGGACACCAUGGUCCAUAUGUUCCAGAUGUCUUAUUCUGGUCAAUUAUACUGUUCUUUUCCACAUGUACGUUAUCACAUUUCCUGAAGCAAUUUAAGACAAGCCGGUACUUUCCUACCAAGGUACGAUCAACUGUUAGUGAUUUCGCUGUCUUUCUCAGUAUUGUAACUAUGGUUUUAAUUGACUAUGGUCUUGGGAUACCAUCACCAAAGCUCCAAGUCCCCAGUGUUUUCAAGCCAACCAGAGAUGACCGUGGUUGGUUGAUUAAUCCUUUGGGUCCAAACCCAUGGUGGACUAUACUUGCAGCUUUUAUUCCAGCCCUCCUUUGUACUAUACUAAUUUUCAUGGACCAACAGAUCACUGCUGUUAUUGUCAACAGGAAGGAACACAAAUUGAAGAAAGGAUGUGGUUACCAUUUGGAUUUGAUAAUUGUGUCCGUCAUGCUUGGAGUUUGCUCUGUUUUGGGAUUGCCCUGGUUUGUGGCUGCUACUGUGCUCUCCAUAUCACAUGUCAACAGCCUGAAAUUGGAGUCUGAAUGUUCGGCACCUGGUGAACAGCCAAAAUUCUUAGGUAUCCGCGAGCAACGAGUUACUGGCCUUAUGAUAUUUGUCCUUAUGGGGUUAUCUGUCUUCAUGACCUCUGUUCUACAGUUCAUUCCAAUGCCGGUACUGUAUGGAGUGUUCCUGUAUAUGGGUGCAUCUUCACUAAGAGGAAUUCAGUUAUUUGAUCGUUUGAAACUCUUUGGAAUGCCCACAAAACACCAACCAGACUUCAUCUACCUACGACAUGUGCCUCUUAGGAAAGUUCACCUCUUCACUGUGAUUCAGGCUUCUUGUUUGAUUAUUCUUUGGAUAAUAAAAGCUUCUCGGGCCGCCAUUGUCUUUCCUAUGAUGGUUUUAGCACUCGUGUUUAUCCGAAAACUGAUGGAUUUCAUCUUCACCAAGCGAGAGCUGAGCUGGCUAGAUGAUGUGAUGCCUGAGAGUAAAAAGAAAAAAUUAGAAGAUGAAGAAAAAGAAGAAGAGCAAAUAAUGUUGACAAUAGAAGAAGAAGGAACAAUUCAGUUACCUUUGGAUGGAGAUUACAGGGACGAUCCUUCUGUUAUCAACAUUUCUGAUGAAAUGGCCAAAACUGCUGUCUGGAAAGCACUCCCAAUGAAUACUGGAAAUGCAAAAAAUAAAGACACUUUGUUUGCAUCAAAAAGUUCAUAUGCUAAUCUUGAACGAAGGAAAGAGAAGAAUGUCGACUCAGGGAAGGGUAUCGACAGGGAAACAUGUCUUUGA